This is a messenger RNA of Cricetulus griseus (Chinese hamster), 396 nucleotides long. The record is from RefSeq and is a predicted model, not a curated record. Lineage: Eukaryota; Metazoa; Chordata; Mammalia; Rodentia; Cricetidae.
AUGAAACUCCUUCUGCUGGUCACUCUCCUCACAGCAGGUGCUACUGCACACAGCAUCAGCCCUCAGCCUGUGUGGCAAUUCGACAAUGCUUUAAAGUGCACCAUCCCUUUCAUUCAACCCUUCUCAGACUUCAACUACUAUGGCUGCUAUUGUGGCUAUAUCACCUGGAACAACCGGCUGGAAAUCUUAGACAGGUGCUGCCAGACUCAGGAGCACUGCUAUGAUCAGGUCAAGAACAUGAAAAACUGCAAAUUCUUCAAAGACAAGACCUAUAACAGCUCUUACUUAUUCGCCUACUCAGGGAAUGAGAUCAUUUGCAGUGAUAAAAACACCUGUGAGGACUUCAUCUGCAACUGUGACCGCCAGGCUGCCAUCUGCUUCUUCAAGGCUCUAUGA